AUGCCCGCCUUCCCUACACGCCCACUCAAUGCUCGCCCCAAUCCUCUCGUCCAAAAAGUCCGGAAACACCCCUUUAUCUUCUUCGGACUGCCCUUCGUCGGCAUCAUCGUCGGCGCGUCCUUCGCGCUCCAAGCGUUCACUCAAACUCGCUAUGACUACCAUCAGACAAAGGUGCAGACGAUAGAAAAAGAGUCGGACCUGGGGAUGAAGGCGGACAGGAGAAAGGUGGAUUUGCGAGAAGAAUACUAUAGACUCAAUAACCCCGACGCUCUCCCAUCCACUCACAGUGCAUCUUCAGAACCAUCAUUAUCCUCUCUAGACGCCAGAUCUACCGCCAAGCCGUCGCGGAAGAAGUUCUCAAUGGCAGCCGUCUCGCAAGACGACUAUGAGCCCGUGCGUGUUCCCAGACCGCAAGGGGUGGCAGAGUGGGGAGCUGGGAAUGCCGUCGAGGAAGCGCCUCUAAAGGGAUAUAGGAAGGAGGAUAGAUGGGUUUAA
This is a messenger RNA of Cryptococcus wingfieldii CBS 7118, 495 nucleotides long. Its product is annotated as cytochrome c oxidase-assembly factor COX16. The coding region runs from base 1 to 495 and encodes 164 amino acids. The record is from RefSeq and is a predicted model, not a curated record. The transcript has 2 exons. Gene Ontology annotation, biological process: mitochondrial respiratory chain complex IV assembly. NCBI's taxonomy places the organism in Eukaryota, Fungi, Basidiomycota, Tremellomycetes, Tremellales, Cryptococcaceae. Gene Ontology annotation, cellular component: mitochondrial inner membrane.